Molecule: messenger RNA, 628 nt
Organism: Varanus komodoensis (Komodo dragon)
Lineage: Eukaryota; Metazoa; Chordata; Lepidosauria; Squamata; Varanidae
Gene: CMTM5
Product: CKLF like MARVEL transmembrane domain containing 5
Exons: 5
Coding region: 1-444 (147 amino acids)
Cellular component (GO): membrane
Source: RefSeq, a predicted model, not a curated record
AUGGGCGAUCGCGAGGAGGCGCCCGGGGGGCUGCGGGGCUUCGCCCUGGACAAGGAGUUCCUGCGCUCCCCGAAGGGGGUGCUGAUGGAGGCAGAGCUGGGCCUCUGCUUCCUAGUUUUCUUGCUGUUAACAGCAUCCAUUUCGGCUUAUAUGGGCGCUGCCCUGCUGGAGGUGUUGGUGACGCUGGCGUUCCUAGGACUGCGAGCGACCCACUACUACGAGCGUCUGACCCGCAUGAACUGGCCCUGCCUGGACUUCCUCCGCUGCAUCAGCGCCGCAAUUGUCUUCACCGUUGUGGCCUUCGCGGUGAUCGCUGCCAGUCACAGUGGCUCCGCCGUGUCCGCUUUUGUCUUCAGCCUUAUCCUCAUCGCGGUCUUCUGCUUCGAUGCCUACAAAACCUACAGGGCAGAAAUGGGAUCAGACCAGGAUGCGGAUCUCGGCUGAGGGGACUGGCGCCCCCUGUGGGUGAAAUCUUCCUGCACAUGCCGCUGCCACUACCCCACCCGUCUCUCCACCUUGCCCAGACCCCAUCCUGCUAAGAUCAGCUGGCUGUGUUCUUCCACUGAGGGCCAAAGCUCGUGAUAACCCAGACAUGGCCUCCUUUUGCACCUCGCCUCUGUGGGAGUGA